Messenger RNA from Pelmatolapia mariae (spotted tilapia), 2450 nucleotides. RefSeq names its product neuroepithelial cell-transforming gene 1 protein-like. Gene Ontology annotation, biological process: intracellular signal transduction; positive regulation of Rho protein signal transduction. Bases 135 to 1886 code for a protein of 583 amino acids. The transcript is spliced from 12 exons. Gene Ontology annotation, molecular function: guanyl-nucleotide exchange factor activity. The record is from RefSeq and is a predicted model, not a curated record. NCBI's taxonomy places the organism in Eukaryota, Metazoa, Chordata, Actinopteri, Cichliformes, Cichlidae.
CUUCUGUUGUCAUCGAUCUUCUGUUUUCUUUGUACGUAUAGGGCCAGUUUUCAUACGUUUGGUUUUUCUAUCUUCUUCGCUUAGUCAUAAACAAUUUCGGGUAUAACUCAUCUCACAACGUAUAGCCACGAGAAAUGGAAGAAAACGAAGAAUUUAGCGGAAGCGCGACGGAAAACAAAAGACACAAACUUCGCAGAGUGUCAUCGAGGACGUCUACGACCAGUAUGAUCAGCGCUGCGGAGCCCUCGCCUCAAACCUUACGAAGAAACAGCUCCAAGAAGCACGUAGCUGCGAAAAGACCACCACUGCAGAGAGGCAGCUCCUUCACCUUCCUCACUCCUGGGACUCCGUGGGAUUUCAGCCUAAAAAGAAAGCGCAAAGAGAAGGAGGAUGAUACCGUCAGUCUGUCCAGCUUCGACCUCAAGGAACCCAGUAACAAGCGUGUCAGAUCACUUGCCAAAGUUUCAUCCCUCGUCAACUUGAUAUCUCCUUCGAAGAAUGGAGCAGUGCGGCGCUUUGGUCAGACCAUCCAGUCAAUGUCAUCACGUGAUACCAAGUCACCAGGGAUGUCCCUCAAAGCUGGCAGCAAAGCUUCAGGUCCGACCCCCACGAAACGGAGAAACAGCACGCUGUGGUCGGAGACGCUGGACGUCCAUCAGAAGAGCACGUUCUCAACAAAAGAGAUCAAGAGACAAGAGGCAAUUUAUGAACUGUACAGGGGAGAGCAGGACCUCAUCGAAGAUCUUCAACUUGCCCGAAAGGCGUACCACGAUCCGAUGCUAAAGCUUUCCAUCAUGACGGAGGAGGAGCUGGCUCACAUCUUUGGCGACUUGGAUGCAUACAUCCCUCUACACGAAGAGUUAUUGGUGAAGCUGACGGAGGGAACUGGCCCUGAUGGAACAGUAGCACAGAUCGGGCAGAUAGUGAUAGACUGGCUGCCUCGUCUGAACGCCUACAAAAACUACUGCAGCAACCAGCUUGCCGCCAAAGCCCUGCUGGACCAGAAAAAGCAGGACAGGCGGGUGCAGGAUUUCCUGCAGCGCUGUUUGGAGUCACCCUUCAGCAGGAAGUUGGACCUCUGGAGCUUCCUUGACAUCCCUCGUUCACGUCUGGUGAAAUACCCGCUGCUGCUGCGAGAGAUCCUCAGACACACUCCUCCCGAUCACCCAGACGUGACCAGUCUGGAGACAGCAAUCACUAUAAUCCAGGAGAUCCUGUCCGAUAUCAACGUGAGAAAGGGGGAGUCUGAGUGCCAAUAUUACAUUGACAAACUGGAGUUUCUGGACGAUAAGCAGCGGGACCCCCUCAUAGAUAAGUGUAAGACACUUCUGUGUCACGGCGAGCUGAGGAACAAGAGCGGCUCGAGGCUGCACGUGUUCCUCUUCUCUGAGCUGCUCGUUCUGACUCGGCCGGUCACGCGCAACGAGAGGAGCUGCUUCCAGGUGUAUCGACAGCCCAUUCCUGUUCGAGACUUGGCCCUGGAGGACCUGCAGGAUGGAGAGAUCCGCAUGGGCGGGUCCUUCAGAGGGGCUUUCACCAAUGGAGAGAAAGCUAAGAAUGUUUUCCGCGUGAGCUCUCUGGAUCCUUCUCACGGCCAGACCCACACACUGCAUGUGAGUGACGUCUACCACAAGCAGCAGUGGCUCAACUGCCUGCGCACCGCCAUGUCCCAACAGCAGGGGGCUCCAGCUAGAGUUCAGCGGGGGCAAAACAUCCCAGCAAAAAGCCACUCCUCUGUGUCCUCAGCCACAGUCUGUGACGAAGAGGAAAAUGAGAACUGUCCUCCUCCUGUCUCUGGCCCCAAACUGAGGCCCCAGACACUCUCCAAAACCAGACUGGACCAGAAGUUACAGGGAUCACUGAAGAGGAAGGAAACUGGAGUGUAGAUAUUUAGAGGGUUCCUCUUACAUGUAUUUGACGUGUGUCCUGUUUAGUCACAUUUGUCUGCUUUUUUUUUUUUUUUAUCCAUCUGCACUGAAAAGGCUUCCCCAAUCAUCACCGUCCAAAUGUUAAUCCAACUGUAGCCCUUAAAAAUGUGUAAUUAGUUUACAAAAAAAAAAAAGCGUGCUAUUUGCAUAUGUGUUUACAGCAGCUACAUGUUGAUGUAGGAUUUUCUGUCUUGUUGCUUUGAAAACUUUUUCAGCUUUGGUUUUUGGUUGAGGCUUUUUUUUAACCGUCUCUGUCUUGUGUUAUGAUCAGGAUGUGACUGUGUGUCUAUAGAACGAGCAGCAAGUGUGAAGCUGUCCUUUUUAAGUGUUAUCUGUGCCAAGAUAAGGGACCAAGAAACUGUCUACCAAGGAAACAAGGCUCAAAGUGUUUCAGAUCAGUGUCAAGAUAGGGAGCAGAACACGAGUGAGAGCACUGACCACAGAUGUAUUAAGAUUUUUUUUAGGGGGGAAGGGGUCACAUCAAGAAUUCAUCAAAUAUUCAGAGGAAAUUUGCUAAUCAAA